AUGUACUGGAGAAACCCAAGUACUGUCCGAAAUAGGAGUAGGGGAGAGACCCUUGAUAUCGUCCAGCGAGUAUCCAAGAGCUCUCCUGUACUUUCGCAGCUCAACAAGGAGGGUUUCAAGCUCAUGGGGGUUAAUGCAUCAUUGACAAUGACAGGGUAUGUGGAGUUAGAGCCUAAGAACGCAUACCUGAGCCCCUUUGGGAGUGGCUUGAGAUCGACUUUGGGAGCCUUAAGCUCAGACCAGUCAUCGUCCGUGCCUUGCUCUUGA
Molecule: messenger RNA, 267 nt
Organism: Microthlaspi erraticum
Lineage: Eukaryota; Viridiplantae; Streptophyta; Magnoliopsida; Brassicales; Brassicaceae
Source: the annotation of a GenBank genome assembly